Messenger RNA from Sparassis crispa, 3051 nucleotides. RefSeq names its product Nucleoporin2-domain-containing protein. Gene Ontology annotation, biological process: post-transcriptional tethering of RNA polymerase II gene DNA at nuclear periphery; RNA export from nucleus; protein import into nucleus. Gene Ontology annotation, cellular component: nuclear pore; nuclear pore cytoplasmic filaments. The transcript has 8 exons. NCBI's taxonomy places the organism in Eukaryota, Fungi, Basidiomycota, Agaricomycetes, Polyporales, Sparassidaceae. Gene Ontology annotation, molecular function: structural constituent of nuclear pore. The record is from RefSeq and is a predicted model, not a curated record. The coding region runs from base 1 to 3051 and encodes 1016 amino acids.
AUGUUCGGCGGUAAUACUGGCAUCUCCUCGUCGUGGGCGAACCCACAGCAGAACCAACAACAACAACAACAACAGCAGCAGCAGCAGCAGCAACCUAGCGCUUUUGGGCAACCUUCAGGUUUCGGUUCCGGGGGAGCAUUCGGUUCCUCUUCUACCUUUGGCCAACCACAGCAACAACCACAGCCUCAGGCUAACCCCAUGUUUGGCAAUCUUAGCAAUCCCAGCACUACCGGCACUAGUACUGGAUUCGGCGCUUUCGGUGGCACCAACACGGCCAACACUGGUGGCUUGUUCGGACAGCCGAAACCGGCCACCGGUUUUGGUGCAUUUGGAGGCGGUACGUCUGCGUUUGGCGGAACUGGAGGUGGCGCUUUUGGUUCGGGCACAACUGGUACAGGGCCCUCUGGCACGGGCGGUGGGAUGUUUGGCACUCAACCGUCGACCAUCACUGGAGGUGCUUUCGGAAACACUAGUGCGUUUGGUGGCAAUAAGCCUGCCACUGGUUUCGGAUCCACUGCUCCGGUAUUAGGGUCUAUGGACGGUGUUGCGCCUGUGACGACAGGCACAGCGAACCCACCUUACAUCGUCCAUAAUGAGAAAGAUCCAGCUCUCCCGAGCGCAACACUCCAAUACCAAAGUAUCACAUGCAUGCCCCAAUAUAGUCGGUCUUCAUUCGAGGAACUUCGUGUGCAAGAUUAUCAACAAGGGCGGAAGACUGCAGGAGCAUUUGGCCAGUCCUCGUUUACUCAACCAACAACAGGACUCUUUGGGCAGUCAGCCCAAAAUCAGCCCGCGGCGAAUCCUAUGUUUGGCAAUUUCGGAUCCACCCCUACCGCUGGCCCUUCGAAUACUGGCACUACUGGUGGUGGAUUUGCAGCUUUCGCUCAACCCCAGAACCAAGGAAAUACCGGGGGAGGUCUUUUCGGUGGUAGCACUUUCGGUCAGCAGAACCAGCCACAGAAUCAGCCUCAGCAACCGUCUGCUUUUGGUGCAUUCGGACAGACACAGACGCAGCCUCAGCAGCAGCAGCAGCAGCAGCAGCAGCAGCCAGGAGCAGGGCUGUUUGGAAACACAUUUGGCGCCAACCAACAACAGAAGUCCGCAUUCGGCGGCAGCACAUUUGGCUCAGGAGGCGGUGCGUUUGGAAGCGGGAGUACCUUUGGUCAGCCUCAGAACCAACAGCAAGGCGGUGGUCUGUUCAGUCAGCCUCAACAACCCCAGCAGCCCGGAGGCGCAUUCAAUGCCUUCGGUCAAGGUAUGAACGCGCCGAAACCUCCAUUAUUUGCGACAACACAGCAGAGCCAGCCAUCCGCCUUUGGUGCAUUCGGGCAACAACAAGGUCAGACUGGCCAGCAGCAACAAGGCACUCAACCAACUGGUGGCCUCUUUGGAUCGGGAGGAUUGUUUGGACAGACAAAUCAGCAGCAGCAAGGGCAGCAGCAGCAGCAAGGGCAACAGCAGCAACAACCGACUGGUUCCUUGUUUGGCCAACCUGCUCAGCAGCAAACCGGUGGGCUGUUCGGUAACACAGGUGGUGGUGGCGGACUGUUUGGCAACCUUGGCCAACAAGGUCAACAACAGCAGCAGCAGCCUGCAUCCAACCCGAACGCCUUCGGUCUGUUCGGUGGCCCUAAACCUGCUACAACCACCACACAACCAACAACUGGCGGACUUUUCGGAAGCGCCUUUGGACAACCAUCCUCAACCACGAACACCUUUACUCAGCCCACGACAGGCCUCUUUGGUACCGCCCUUGGUCAGCAACCAGGGACGCAAGCGCCGAGUUCCUUCUUUGCGAAGCCUGCGGCUCCAGCUCUGGGCAUGUCGCAGUCCACAGGAGCACAGGGAGGUCUCUUUGGCAGUAAUCUUGGCGCUUCCACCGGUACCCUAGGAGCGUCUGCCCUGGGGCCAAGUGCACAGGGCUCGCUCACUGCGUCAAUCGCACAGCCUAUUGGUUCCAAUCUCCCAAUCUUCAGCAUGCUGCCUCCUGGCCCGCGCGCUGUCGACAUGGAGCAGCCGAAGAAAAGAGGAAAUUACUUUGUAGAUGUGCCCACUCGACCCACCGGCCCGCGCCUGCAAUUGACUUAUUCUCCUGCAGGCGCGAAGCUUCGUGGGUUUGGAUCGACGUCUGGCACGCCGGGUCCUGGCGGGAGUGUCAACAACAGCAGUUUAAUAUUCUCGACGAACAAGCCGAACGCGCUGUCGCUGACGAAGUCGACGAACGCGCAGAGCGUUAUCGGAUCAGACUCGUUCUUGAGUGGAGGCGGACCCAUCCCAAUGUUGGGCAGCAACUCGCGGCAGAACGUGAAGAAGCUGGUUCUGGACAAGAAAACUGCGGCGAACGACUUGUUCAGCAAGACUCCUCAAUUCAGCCCCGCGUUGAGCAUCGCUGCACGGGAAAAAGAAGCGGUUACUGCUGCGGCCACCGCCGCGGCGGCGUCAACUCACAUGCGUGCCCCCGAGUCACCUACUCCUGCGCGGGCACAACCUACACGACCACUUAAUCGCUUCUCGGCGCAAGGCACCCAGGAUAUCUUUGAUAUUCCGAACGCCGAGAAGAGUGCACCUGAACCGGCGGCUGAGCCGGAGCGAGGGCCGACAGAACUGCAGGAAGGUGACUACUGGGUAGAGCCACCUUUGGAGACCUUGAAGAAGCUUGGCUACGAUGAUUUGGUGGCGUUCAAGGGCCUUGUCGUCGGGCGUGUAGGCUAUGGUGAAAUCACGUUCCUCGACCCCGUGGACCUCACGAAUGUUCCGAAGCUGGCUGGCUUACUCGGGGAGGUGGUACGCUUCGACGACAAGGAGUGCAGUGUCUACCCCGACAGCGACGAUACGGAGAAACCACCAGCAGGGUCGGGCCUAAACGUGAGGGCGAGGAUCGAGCUUGUGCGGUGCUGGGCAUUGGACAAGGCGACGCGAGAGCCGAUCAAGGACGAAAAACAUCCUAUGGCGGUGCGUCAUUCGAAGAGAUUGAAGAACAUGAAACAUACCCAUUUCGAGAGCUUUGACAUCGAGGAGGGGAAAUGGACGUUCACGGUGGACCACUUUUAG